Molecule: messenger RNA, 993 nt
Organism: Lolium perenne
Lineage: Eukaryota; Viridiplantae; Streptophyta; Magnoliopsida; Poales; Poaceae
Product: RING-H2 finger protein ATL74-like
Source: RefSeq, a predicted model, not a curated record
AGGUCAGCGAGCGCCUAGCUAUAGCUAGACAAUUAGCAGCUCUUUGCCACCACCAUGUUCUUCGACGGGCUCUCGCACCACCACGGUGCCCCCGAAGCUUCUCCAUACGACGACGGGCACCACAGCGUGGUGGUGUUCCUGACCUUCGCCAUAUUCUUCUCCUUCGUCGUCAUCUACCUCACAGUCGGCCUCAUCUGGGCCUUGGCGGUCACCGCUUUGGCCGUGGCUCUCUCGUUCGGUUACCUCUCCGCCCGCCGCCGCCGCCGUGCAGACCUGAGGCGUGCCACGGCUGUCAUCGGCGUUCGUCUCGCUAGCCGGAGCAGCCAUGGUGGCUUGGGUCAUUUGGACCCAGCCGUGUCAAGGCUUCUUCCGGCGUUCGCGUACAAGAGGGAGGGUGGUGGUGGCGACGCCGGGGCUGGGUCAGGGUGGGCGCAGUGUGUGAUAUGCCUGGGCCUCGUGCAGGUCGGCGAGCUGGUCCGGCGGCUGCCGGCGUGCAACCAUAUAUUUCACGCGGAUUGCAUUGACAUGUGGCUCCGCUCCCACUCGACGUGCCCCAUUUGCCGCGCUGUCGUCGCGGAGCUCACCGUCGGCGUGCCAUCUGAAACCGAGCCCGUUUGAUUGGCUGUGUUUGUUUCAGAUUGCACUGGUGGUGCUAUAUGUUUAUCAGAUAUGCAAAUUCUCCGUCUACCUAAAAUUAGUUUCUAGUCGACUUCUAAAGAUUGUGAUUCAUGCUAACCAUGAAUUGCACCUGAGAUUUUCUCACUUGAACAUAGGGUUGUAACCGAGAAAGAUGGCUCCAGACCGUUGGAUUGCUUCGUGAUUUGUGCUAAUAAUGAGAUGCUACUGAGAUUCAUGUUGCAGGUAGGAUUUGAUAAUGUCGCCUGACUCGGAAUCAUCAGAUUGCUUCAUAAUUUCUGCUAGUUAUGAGUUGCAACAUAGGUUGCAACUAAAUUUCGAUAACUUCACCUACUAAAGAAUUAAGUUAAUACUCGG